This is a messenger RNA of Toxorhynchites rutilus septentrionalis, 1493 nucleotides long. RefSeq lists its product as uncharacterized. The coding region runs from base 57 to 1403 and encodes 448 amino acids. Gene Ontology annotation, molecular function: ubiquitin protein ligase binding; ubiquitin protein ligase activity; tumor necrosis factor receptor binding. Gene Ontology annotation, biological process: negative regulation of centriole replication; protein autoubiquitination. Lineage: Eukaryota; Metazoa; Arthropoda; Insecta; Diptera; Culicidae. The transcript has 4 exons. The record is from RefSeq and is a predicted model, not a curated record. Gene Ontology annotation, cellular component: peroxisome; aggresome.
UUGUUGCAGUCGGUUCUAGUGUUGUUUUCAAAGAAAAAAGUGAAACAAAGAAAGAAAUGUUCUGGGAAUUUUGGUCCGUUGAACGGGACUGUCUGAUUUGCCUUGAUGAACUAAAAUGGCCCGUGUUCUGCCAUAACUGUAAAAAAGGAAUUUGCUACGACUGCUUGCAGACAUGGUAUGGCACGAGUCGUAUCUGCCCUCACUGCAGAUGUCCGCCCAAAAGUGCUAUCGGAACAAUGAUCGAUCAAAAAGAGAUAUACGCCUGCGUGAAAGACGGUGGACUCAUUGAGUAUCACUGUGAACAAUGUUUGCAGUGUAUUUGUCGAAAAUGCAUUGGACCAGGAGGGCAACACUUUCGGCAUUGCACUCGUAGCUUGCAAGAGUUGUUAUCGGAAACGUUGCAGUCGAUAGAGCUGCUGAAAAUCAACAUAACUGGUGCUGUCGAAAAGAUGGACAAAAUCCGUGCUUUAGCUCCCCACGGUCAUCCGAAGGAGUUAGUUAAUCAAAUAACCCCUAUCAGAGAAAUACUUAAAAUUCAAAAGUUUUCUUGUGACUUCAAGAUACAAGACAUGGCCUUCUUCAAACACAGUUUUUCAAUAGAAUCAUUUUUCAGACAUCAGUCUGAAUGCGUUUAUUACGCCAAGCAAACCAAUGGUAAUCAGUGGAAAUGUAUUGUUUUUCCAAAUGGCAAUAGCGAUGCUCGUCAGAAGUUUGUUAGUUUGUAUUUGGAGCUUUCCAAAGGAAUCGCUUCACGCUAUGAGUACAAAUUUACUAUCUACAACGCCGCUUCGAAGGGAGUACUGGCAGAAUAUUAUGCGGUUGAUGAUUUUUCGGAAGGUCGCAGAUCUCUAGCCUGCCAACGAUUGAUUUCAAUUGAGGAAGCUCGGGCGAAGGCAGUGGCAUAUAACGAUGGUAAAGUGCAAUUAAGCUUUGAAAUACGACCCACAGCUGCAUGCUAUGGAUUGAAUUGUGCUGCCUCGUUGGCUAACAAUAAGUAUAAAAUGUUGGAGUAUAAAACUUUCUCAUUCGUGGUGCAAGAUUUCGAUGCUAAACGAAGUCUAAACAAAAUCAUUUUUUCCAACGUGGUUUACGAUCAGCAGAAUAUCGCCUGGCGAUUUCGAAUUGAUUGCAACGGACACCAAGAGCAGGGUGAAUAUGUGAGUGCUUACUUAGAGCUACUAAACGGUGCCGCUGGAUGGUUUGAUAUUGUAAUAGAAAUAGUUCAUCCCAAGGAUAAAUGGCGGACUUUUAGACGAGAACUAACGCAUGAAUUUUCCGUACACUCAAACUGGGGUAUACCACACUUCAAAGCGUUGGGUGACGUGCGUGAUUUCUUGGAUUCAAACACGUUGAGGUUCCAGUAUGGAAUGCGUCCGGCACGAUCGAAUUACGAAAUGUGUUAGAACAUUUCCUGAUUUAUUUUGUAAUACCUUACCCCAAAAUGAAUUGAAUUUGAAUGAAACAACGACCAUAUAAUGAAUUAUCUGAAAUAA